Messenger RNA from Thamnophis elegans (Western terrestrial garter snake), 1200 nucleotides. It is a transcript of the gene FAM187B, whose product is annotated as family with sequence similarity 187 member B. Lineage: Eukaryota; Metazoa; Chordata; Lepidosauria; Squamata; Natricidae. The coding region runs from base 1 to 1200 and encodes 399 amino acids. The record is from RefSeq and is a predicted model, not a curated record. The transcript has 2 exons.
AUGUCCAGUUGGGCACCCUUGUUGGCUUUCCUCCUGGGUCUGCUCUUAUCCAUCGCUGAAGGUAACCAUUAUGAAGGCCACUGGCUGGGCCAGCCGUGUCUCCCUGGCCAGCCUUGCGUGUUAGCAUUUAUCUCCAAUAACCCUGUCGUCCUCCGCUGUCCCCGCUCUUCGUACAGAGGCCACAUCACUUGGCAAUACCUCGACCCCUCUUGGACCGAUGAGCAGCCCCUCACCUUCUUACGCUCACGCGGGACUUCCUGGCCCCUGUUUAGCCAUGACAAGCUGCAGAGGCUACGUUUCAAAUCCCGACUGAUUGCCGGCACCGGCAGCCUGUACAUCUCAAGCCCCACCCGAGAAGACUCAGGGUUGUACACCUGUCGUGCAGGAGACGCCACCCUUGCCUAUUACGAGGUUGACUUUCAGGAUGCUGAGCGUCUCCACGUGUCACACACAGAGCUGGGAGAGGCCAACUUGGGCAACGUUACGGUGCUGCUCGACCAGGGGGCACAAGCCACCCUGUUCACCUCCUGGAGUCCUUGGCAGUCUUGCAAUCGCUGUGGCCAUCCCGGGGAACGGAAGCAAGUGGGGUUUUGUUAUGCCCAGCUGACUACGAUGGACUCUGAGGAGGAAAUGCCCAUGCCUUGUGGGAUGGCUAGGCAGAAGUAUUCGACGUUGCCGCAACGGGGACCAGAGCUGAGAAUAGAAACCUGCCAAGUGCGCUGUGAGACAUCAUACUUGGCUGGCCAAGAGGAGCCCCACUGGGUGCCAUUCCUGGUCUUCACCAACUACCACCCCCAACUGAAAGCCACUGCUCACCUUCGCUGCCCAGCGUCUUCCAUCUACAGCCCUGUCUACUGGCAGGUAGGUCUCACAAUGUUGACACACCUUCAGCUUCUCCAGAAGAACUUCAACGUCUCCAGAAGUUCCCAAAGCUUGGACAAAGCCACUGGUGGUGGGAUCCUGCACCUCUCCUUCCAGAACGAUUCACACAGCACUUUCUACCAGUGUUUCGUGAAUAGACGUUUAGCGGGCAAGUUUUUAGUUACCUCUCCUGGCGCGGUGAGCCCACCAGGGGAGCUGGCUCACACUUACUCCAUCAUUGAGGCCUUGGUGGUGGGCCUCUCCAUAUUCCUGGUGUUCCUGAUGUUUCUCAGCAUAAUUGAGUCCUGCAGGAGGAAACCAGAAAUUACUGUGGUCUAG